This is a messenger RNA of Microplitis demolitor, 594 nucleotides long. RefSeq lists its product as uncharacterized. The record is from RefSeq and is a predicted model, not a curated record. NCBI's taxonomy places the organism in Eukaryota, Metazoa, Arthropoda, Insecta, Hymenoptera, Braconidae. The transcript has a single exon. Bases 1 to 594 code for a protein of 197 amino acids.
AUGGAAUGUCCCAUACGUCACAAUGACGGACAAGCAGAAAAUUCAACACUGAACUUUAUUGCUAAUGAUCCAGCUAUAUCAAUAAGCUUUCGCACAUGGCAAUUGUAUGAAUACCCACUACUCCCUCGAACAACGAAACAUGUUUGGCCAAUCAAGACUUCGACACAAUUGGAAAAGCCACGAUAUGUGAUCCUAGGAUUUCAAACUGCUAGAAAAAAUGUUGUAACGAAAAACGCCAGUCAAUUCGAUCAUUGCAAUAUUAGAGAUGUAAAGCUAUUUCUCAAUUCUCAAAGUUAUCCAUAUGGAAAUUUAAAUCUAAACAUUAGUCGUAAUCAGUAUGCUUUAAUAUAUGAUAUGCAUACUAAUUCCCUAACGUCAUACUAUAAUAAGGAAUCGAAACCAUUAUUGACAAAAACUGAAUAUUUACAACAAGCGCCACAAAAUGAAUCUAUUAAAUCUGGACCAGUUGAUAUUUGUCUUGAGUUUGAAUCUGAUGAACAGUUUCCGGAUCAAACAUCUGCAUAUUGUCUUAUUUUACAUGAUCGUAUAAUUGAAUAUAAUCCAUUAAGUAGUACUGUAAGAAAAUUAACUUAA